Scomber japonicus (chub mackerel) is the source of this 639-nucleotide messenger RNA. RefSeq names its product ras-related protein Rab-38-like. Gene Ontology annotation, biological process: endosome to lysosome transport; phagosome-lysosome fusion. Bases 1 to 639 code for a protein of 212 amino acids. The record is from RefSeq and is a predicted model, not a curated record. Gene Ontology annotation, cellular component: lysosome; Golgi apparatus; late endosome. Lineage: Eukaryota; Metazoa; Chordata; Actinopteri; Scombriformes; Scombridae. The transcript has 3 exons. Gene Ontology annotation, molecular function: GTP binding; GTPase activity.
AUGCAGAACAACCACAAUAAGGAACAUCUCUAUAAAAUCCUUGUGAUAGGAGACCUCGGUGUCGGUAAGACCAGCAUCAUCAAGCGGUAUGUGCAUCACAACUUUAGCCCCAACUACAGAGCCACCAUCGGGGUCGACUUCGCCCUCAAAGUGCUCAACUGGGACCAGGAGACGGUGCGCCUUCAGCUGUGGGACAUUGCAGGUCAGGAGAGGUUUGGCAACAUGACCCGUGUGUACUACCGCGAGGCCAUGGGUGCCUUCAUUGUGUUCGAUGUCACAAGGCCCGCUUCGUUUGAGGCCAUCACCAAAUGGAAAGAGGACUUGGAUUCCAAACUGAGUCUUGCCAACGGGAAACAUGUAGCCACUGUGCUGUUGGCUAACAAAUGUGACCAGGGUCGGGACGUACUGACCAAUAACGGAAUAAAGAUGGAGCAGUUCUGCCAGGAGAACGGCUUCGUGGGAUGGUUCGAGACGUCUGCUAAGGAAAACAUCAACAUCGACGAAGCGGCAAACUGCUUGGUGAAACACAUCAUUGCCAGUGAGAAUGAUAUGCUCCAAUCCGAAGUCCCGGAUACCAUCAGCCCCCAAUUAGAGAAGGACAAAGGCGGGACAUGCUCCUCCUGCUUCAGAUCCCAGUAA